CUUCCGGGUAUUUUAAUCACAUCGUGCAAGGCUAUCUGCCAUAUUCUAUCGACUGUACUGAUCGCAUGCGAGACUUUGUCAAAAACCGUGAAUCACUCAGAAACUCAAGGAUAUUGAUUUUAGCGAACUCCAAGUGGCUUCGACUGUGUAAGAUUCAUUAAAAAGAAAAGCUCAAAGUGGAAACAGAAACCGCAGUGAAAGAGUGAGAAAAUUGUUUCACAACAGAGAAAAUGGUAGAGGGCUCAUUGCGCAGUGUGGAACCGCUAGCUUAUUACGUAAACACGCUCUCUGAUUUCGAUGGGCAAGUUAUUAAGGCCUAUAAGAAUAAAGACCAAGAACGGAUAAAACAGCUAGCAUCAACUGGAAAUAUGAUGGACAUAGAUUUAUUCAUAUGUAUAAACAAGGCUUGGCACGGCUUUGUUCUGUGCGUCCCUGCUGGCGAAGACGAAAGCGGUCUGGUCGACUUUUCUGAUGUGUUGAAAACUCCAUUUGAUGUGCCAGAUGUUUCGCUCUGCUGGGAGUUCGAAUUGUGCAUGGAAGACCAACGGCAGCGAAUGUACAAGAUACGUAAGGAUGUCCAGCUCUUUAGAGACAUCGUAAAAAGAAUUAAGAAGCACUUUUACAUCGGCCGGUUUAAGCAGAUCACCUUGAAUGCUUUGCAGUUUGUUGCCCUCAGAGCUGCCCCUCAUCGAUAUAGCGUUUUACUCGAGGACUGUGUCGAGUUCGCGAAAGAGUUCUGCGUUCAGACUCUCGCAUAUUCCUCUAAUUGGCGUGAGAUUGAAGAGCAGGUUCAUAACAACAUCAAGGGAGCGACUGCUACUGGAUUCAGUGCCGAGAGGCUGUCGAGAAACAUCCGUAGCUCUGGUUGGCUGGGGAAUACCUUUCUUGGAGGGAUGGAUGUUAGUAAUGUGAUGUCGAGCCGUUAUAGAUUACCAGCGGUUAUUGCUUUGGUCCUGUUCCUACUACUACUGUAUCCGAUCUUUGUUUCUGUUAUUGUAAUUAAGUUAAUCAGGUAAGGGUGUCUAUCCUAAGUAUGAACACAAGUCAGGGAUUGUCAGGGAUUUUCAGAGAUUCGAUAUUGAAAUUCAGAUAUAUUUAGGUCUGACAUCUUCAAAACAUUAAAUGAUGUCUAGCUUCCGCCCUGAAAUUAGGGAAAGUUUUUCCUAUUCUAUUUGCUAGUUUACUUCCGUUUGAUGAUGAAGAAUUAUGCAGUAUAAGUCGCACCAUUGUCGCAUAAAAAAUUGACACUAUGCAUGGUCUCGUGUGCAGAAAGUACUUCAGAAGUAUAGUAUAUGUAUGUUACUUGGGUACUUUGAAUAACUAAUAAACAAGGCCUUGGUUGCUUAUUUGUUAUA
Molecule: messenger RNA, 1355 nt
Organism: Stylophora pistillata
Lineage: Eukaryota; Metazoa; Cnidaria; Anthozoa; Scleractinia; Pocilloporidae
Source: RefSeq, a predicted model, not a curated record